AUGAUGCAGCGGCCUCGCAACCGUCAGGGCCGCCCCCAGCAACAGCAAUCCGCCGACAGAGGGAGAGGCCGUGGUGGUAGAGGACGAGGCGGUUCCGGGCGCGGCGGCCGAAACAACUUCAAUGCGCCAUCAAGCGUCCCCAGCAUCCAACAGGUCGUCGCUGGCGCCCACGUUUCCAUCGUCCUCAAAAUCGAUCAGCCCACCGGCCGUCAGGUGCAGGGAACCGUUGCGGAUGUGUUGACCAGCGGCAACCACCCGCGUGGCAUCAAGGUUCGCCUCGUUGAUGGCCGCGUGGGUCGCGUGCGGCGCAUGGCCACCGAGCAAGAAGCAAGAGCUGGGUCUGAAGGGCUGAGCAAUUUAGGAAGGAACGGGGAGCCCGAUGGCGGCAUCUACCAGGGAGUAAGAACCACCACACGGCCAUCAAACUCGAGAUUCGACAUACGGUACCGCGACGUAAGAGAAGAGGAGGAUCUGGAGGGCCCACCGACUGGCUACAGUCUAGAUGCUUUCUUGCCACCGGACCACCCUCUUCAAGAACGGCAUGACGACACCCGUGAACCGACAGGCCUCAGCUCGGCAACGCAGGUGUGCCCCGUGUGCAACGAUUUUGAAGGCGAUGAGCUGGCCGUUUCGCACCAUGUCAGCUCUCAUUUUGACUGA
Messenger RNA from Lasiodiplodia theobromae, 660 nucleotides. Its product is annotated as Mfs multidrug transporter. The transcript has a single exon. The record is from RefSeq and is a predicted model, not a curated record. The coding region runs from base 1 to 660 and encodes 219 amino acids. Lineage: Eukaryota; Fungi; Ascomycota; Dothideomycetes; Botryosphaeriales; Botryosphaeriaceae.